UCCCAGCUCCCGAUGGGUGGUCAGAACAGACGCGCUGCAAUGCGUCGAGCCUGGUCAGGACAGACAGGCAGACAGGCUCAAUCUAAUGUGCAUGUACGUGCAUGGGCAUUGAUGAUUGGAAGCAAUGGAAGGCUGAGAGGGGAAAACGUCGACGCAACCUGGUUUGAUGGCCAAUAUUGCUCCGGUUGGAGGCAGCAGCAAAGGAAGGGCCCCACAUGCGCCGCCGUGCACGAGGAGAUGUGGUACGAUCGGACACGCCCCACAGUCGCUUACGUCGAAGGAUUCGACUCCAAAGUAUUGAUUGUCCUGCUCUCCCGCAGCAUCCUCUCCCAGUACGGAAUCAUAUCUGCGACGGUCCAUGGCACAAUCCAGUGCAGGGUUGGGCAUUGUCGCCGUUUCGAACAGAUUCAUGUUGCCUGCCUGCCUGUCGCUCGUCACCGACGGACGCUCAUGGCCUCGUUGCAGCCGGCUGCUGCUGACUCUCUCUCCACAGACAUGCUCCCAACGGGCCAACUCGCAACCUCACUUGCUGUGGCUGCCAGCAAUCUCUGCGCAACCGACGGCCAGGGGUAUAAAAACACUGUCGGUCACAUGUGCCGUACCUCGCUCCACAAAGAUAACUGCCAGAUGUCGGUGUAUCUGAGCACAACGGACAUGUGCCAGCUCAGCGGUAACCCGUAGCAGUGGGAGACAAUAUUGCUACAAUGCACAUGUAUGCUCACGCUCGUCCUAUCUCGCAUGCAGCCCGCCCGAUUCCUCUCCCUAUCGCCCCUUAAUACUGCGUUUUUGCCUGCCAAGGGGUGGGUGGCCGCAGCAUCUUUACACGAGAAUCUCGAUGACAACCCUGCCAAACGCCUGCGCGUACGCUGAUCUCCUUUUCGAUUGCUCCCGAGCUGCCUCUCCCCCAGCUGCUUGCUCCUUGUGAAACCGGGCC
This is a messenger RNA of Periconia digitata, 934 nucleotides long. NCBI's taxonomy places the organism in Eukaryota, Fungi, Ascomycota, Dothideomycetes, Pleosporales, Periconiaceae. The record is from the annotation of a GenBank genome assembly.